GCCCUUCGGCCGGGGGACCGGAGCUCGGCGCUUCUGAACCGGGCGGGUUGGGCAGUCGCUGGACUGGCGUGGAACGCCUCGCACCUCGUGCAGUGUUUGAGCCUCUUCGGCUGUUUACUGUGCAUUUUUUUCACAACGCUGAUGUGCGUGGUUUUGUAAAAAUCUAGCAGGCAAAGUACGCUACUGCAGUAGCUAAAAACCCUCGCUGAAAGCCCUCAUCGCACUGGGUUCUUCCUAAGAGCCAAAGGAGUCAUUGGCGAUUUAUUGUGUAAUAUGUUUGUCGAUGUUAUGGAGCACAAGCUAAGGUUGGAAAUUUAGGACUCCUGAAAUAUUUAUAAUAUUCCCAUUGCACAAAUGGAUAUAGUUUAGAUGUUCUUUGAGAGUGAAAUGUUUUGAAGGCACUUGCGCUACAGCUCGUGAUGAAAUGUGGUGUAGUGCGCUUUCAAUCUGCACAGUGUGCGGUUUGAGUGGUUUUUGUUGAAAGUGGCACCUUUUAGGGAGGGCCUCUUGGGAAAGUAGUUCUGUUUUCUUGUAAUGCUGUAGUUCAAGCAGUACGACCAUUGCUUCUCCAGCAGUGGCCGAUACAAUGCUCUCCUAAAGCAUUUGUCAGUUACUGAAGCCCAAAACAUUCAUCUUGGGAAGCAAGACUGUAAGUUAGGAAGAAAGAACGUAUUAUCUGAGAUGAUGUUUUUGCUCCUGACUGACAUGUCCUGUAGCUUGCUCAGCCAAAGUAGCAGCAUCAAAAAUCUCAUUCUUUGUGGAGGUCAGAGGUUAAUGCAGUAAUCCUGGAAGAAAUGAGUUUAAAAUUCUGCUCAUAUUAAUAGUUCUGAAGAUCCUUGAAGCCCACUGCAGGUUUUGCAAGUGCCGUAAUCCUUUUUGGGGUGUUUACAUACUAAUGCUGAGCUGCAGAAUAAAACUUUCGUACUGCUUAUAAACUGCUCCAAAAUAGCUGCUGCUGCUUCCGUUGAUGAAGAGAAUUUUGGAGCUGUUGUUUCAUCCUGAUCGUAAUCAUAGGAAGAAUGUAAGCUUUGGCAAAACCUUUCUCAGGGAGAAAGUAAUGAAACAGCUAAUUGACUGUCUGUGUUACUUUGAUUAAAGGAUCUUUGGUCAGAGAAGCACAGUCAGAACCAAAUGCCCAAGAGAGGUGCUGUUGAGGAGAGAAGUAAGCUUUCAUCUGGGUUGUACAUAAAAUAAUGUUGGUUUGUAUUUCUCCAUUUUAGAUACUGGCUUUUAAGAGAUGAUCUUAAACUGCAGCUGGGAGAAAAGCAACAAAUUGAGCCUUGUGGUAAAACUCUGUAGACUAGACACGGGCAGUCCAAAACCGUAUAAAAGCAUCAGUGUCUUUGGGUUGAAGUAUUGUUGUUGGGUAGAAAUAAAAACAUUUUUUUUAAAGUGAAAACGUGUAGAGAAAGCUCAGAAAUAAUAGUAGAAUAGUUUUUUAGUAUGUGCCUUAAAAUAAAGGUCUAGAAAACUGAGGGUGGAUAAUAGGUUGAGAAAUUAAACUACAGCAGCUGGGGGGCUCAAGGGCAGAUUAUGAGAUUGUUAUUGGGGAAAACAGCCAGGCUGCAUGCUCCUUCCCUGGGCGUAUCUUGGAGAUAACGUACACCGUCCUACCAGCUGGCUGACCUCUGAAGUCGUGUUACUGCUUUUUGCAUACGUACACGUGUGAACAGUACAUGUACAGCUUAGGUUUGUCCAUUCUUUUGUAUUUCAAGAUGUGACUUAAAAUUCUCAAAUCUCACAUGGUUGGCUUGUGUGGGCUUGAUGUGUGGUUUGCUACUGGAAAUCUUCACACGCUUCUAGUCCUUGGUCAUCCUGUACCGCAGUUAUCUCUCUGGCUUCACACAGACACCAAGUGACAUCCGUGUUUUGAGGAAAGUGAAAGUAAAUUCCUGUAGUGAAACUUCACUCUCUAAAAUUUGGUCUUGUCACAUAUUGGAGUUUUCUUUUGUCCUCUGCUGUUACUUCUUCACUUUGUUCUGCUUGAAGCUGAUGGGGACAAAAGAAGAGGUUGGGAACAUGAACCCAUAUUUGUAUAUUACCUGUAAUAAGUAGGUAAUUAGAGAGGAACGGAGUAGUUGGUAACAAGGAACAGAUGUAUUUAAACUGGAAAUAGGAUUAUUGAGGACUCUACUGUUCAAACUCAGGAAUCAUUGCCAAUAGUUAGGAAUAGGUUUGAUGAAUCAACUGUUGGAAUAACUUCAGAAAGAUAACGGUUUCUAAUACUGUGUAGAGGUUGCUUCGUCCGCGUUGUACCUCCGUGUUACUUCAGAUGUGCGGAUUUUUUUAGUGAUAUUUUUUUUCCCCUCCUGCAUAUCAGCACGCCCCCAGUUAUGUAAAGCUGGUUGUUCUCACUGUUCACAGCUGCAUCUGGCUGCAAGAGUUUGGUUUUAAAAGAAUCCAGCUCUUUUAACGGACGCUUAAACCCCUCUGUCAGAGAGAGAAUGUGCUAGCUGCUAGCUUGAGUCUUAAACGCUGAGUUGCCAAUUCACAGACCUGCAACGUUUUUACUUCUCGCAGCGAAGGCUGGCAGCACGGCUGCGCUGCAGCCGCCACCGUGCAGGACAAUUAUGUAACCAGAGAUGGAAGUUUCCCUUUAAAAUAUUUAAAAUACUUAGAAUAGGAAGGGUUUGGGUUUUGGUUUUGAUCUGCUCGUGUUUUGUCAUGUGAAUGUUUGAUUGUGCUGGGUUAUGAUUUGUGGCUGCGUUUGGAAGGGCUCCACAAUCAGUGUUCAGAGAUGACCUAUUUGUAGUAAUAAUCCCAGCAGCCGGAGAAGGUUUCGCUGGUAGAUCAUGUUCUUCAAUAUCGCCACUUAAUUUGUUUCUCAUGCCAUCCUGUUUAUGUACUCCUUCGGUUUCUUUAUUUUUGUUUUAAACAGAUCUCCUCAUUCGCUUCCUUUAGGAGCUUCCUUUAAAAAAAAUUACUAAAAGAUUACUUUUCCAUCACAACUUUUUUUAACUAUUACCUUCCCGUCAGUUGCUUGCCAUAGGCUGGAUGGUAGUUAAGCGGUGUUAUUUGUGAGAAGAUUAACUAUUUGCAGCGUGUCCCUGGAACACUUCUCUGGUAUCCGUCAUGACCGAGGAGUCGUGGGCUGGCUCUGGCUUCAUGGGGCUGGUUCCACGUAUGUCUCCCUGGCUGUGGGUGUUGUACUGCUUGUCCUGUAAUACGAGGGAGAUGCUGGGUUUAGGUGCAUGAUUUCUAGUUCAUAGAGAGCAUCUGCCAGUGCCCUGGCACAUAUCUAUCCCAUUCUUUCCAGUUCAUGCUAUUUAUUAAAGUAACCUUGAACGUGGCCUUGCUUUAAUCAUAUAGACAGUGAGCACCUUUCUCAAUGCUAAUUUUAACAUACUGUAUUUCAUUAAACUUAAUUCAUGGAUGCUAAGGGUUUGCUUUUGAAAAUAAACGAACACAAAAAGCUUCGAAAGCCUCUGUCAGUCACUAGAUGUGCAGAUUUAAAUACAAGAGAUCAGUCUUAACAAAAUGGUAGUUUACAUCUGCCUUUGAUACUUGCUGAAGUUGGGACUUCUAUGUCCAUUCUCUGGUAAAUGCCAUUAGUCACCCAAAAUAGCAUUAACAUUUUCCCUUGUAUUUUACAGUGAAAGGCAAAGAACAAGAAAAGACCACAGAUGUGAAAGUAAUUAAAACUCCAAUACCAGUACAUUCCCCUCAAAGAAGCACUAGAAAUCAUGCCUUGCUGGAGGCUGCAGGACCAAGCCAUGUGGCAAUUAAUGCCAUCUCUGCCAACAUGGACUCUUUUUCUAGCAGUCGGACAGCUGCCCUUAAGAAGCAGCCAAGUCACAUGGAAGCUGCUCAUUUUGGAGACUUAGGCAGAUCGUGUCUGAAUUAUCAGGCUCAAGAGACCAAAUCAAGCCUUUCAAAGACCCUUGAACAAGUUCUGCAGGACAAUGUAGCCCUCCCCUAUUUUAUCCAGUUUAUGGAACUACGCAGAAUGGAACACUUGGUUAAGUUUUGGUUAGAGGCUGAAAGCUUCCACUCCACAACAUGGUCCCGUAUAAGAGCACAUAGCCUGAACACAGUUAAGCAGAGUUCGUUGGCAGAGCCAGUGUCGCCCUCAAAACAGCAGGAAACUGCGUCAUCAUCUCCAACAGGAUUGCUUGAGGAGAGACUGGAGGAUUCUAGCGCAGUUUGUCUGCUCAGGACCAAGCCAGUGACUUCGGACAAGAACGACAGAACUAGCAACAGCCAGAACCACGUGCUCUCGGGUCAGGAGAGUGAUAAUACCAGUGUUCUUUGUCUAAGAAAAUCUGAGACAGGGACUUAUUCUGUUCCAGCUGAUCAGCAAGAAUCUUCCAAGCUUACGGUAUCAAAUAGAAACAGCCCCUCCUCUGCACUAAAAGACUUGUCAGGAAAACUAAUGAAAAGUAUAGAACGGGAUGCAGUUAGUACUUUUACCAAAUAUAUUUCUCCAGAUGCUGCUAAACCAAUACCUAUUACAGAAGCGAUGAGAAAUGACAUAGUUGCAAAGAUUUGCGGGGAAGACGGACAAGUGGAUCCGAACUGUUUUGUUACAGCACAGUCAAUAGUGUUUAAUGCAAUGGAACAAGAGCACUUUAGUGAAUUUCUGCGAAGUCAUCAUUUCUGUAAAUACCAGAUUGAGGUGCUGACUAGCGGGACUGUUUAUCUGGCUGACAUACUUUUCUGUGAAUCAGCCCUGUUCUAUUUCUCUGAGUACAUGGAGAAGGAAGAUGCAGUUAACGUAUUGCAGUUCUGGUUGGCAGCAGAUAACUUCCAGUCUCAACUUGCUGCCAAAAAAGGCCAGUAUGAUGGGCAAGAAGCGCAGAAUGAUGCCAUGAUUUUAUAUGACAAGUACUUCUCCCUUCAAGCCACGCAUCCUCUUGGGUUUGAUGACUCGGUAAGGUUAGAGAUUGAAUCCAACAUCUGCAGGGAAGGUGGUCCUCUCCCUAACUGUUUCACCACUCCCUUACGACAGGCGUGGACUACCAUGGAGACGGUUUUUUUACCUGGUUUCUUGUCCAGCAACCUUUACUACAAAUACUUGAACGAUCUCAUCCAUUCAGUACGAGGAGAUGAAUUUCCAGGAGGGAAUAUUGCACUGAAUAUUCAUGGCCCCGGUAGCUCUCCCGAUAGUGAUUCUAUAGGGGGCCCGGAUGGCUCUGCCUCCCAGUCCAAUGUCAAAAAGGCUAAUGUUAAAAUCCUGAAAAAUUUUGAUGAAGCAAUAAUUGUAGAUGCUGCAAGUCUGGAUCCAGAAUCUUUAUAUCAACGAACGUAUGCAGGGAAGAUGACGUUUGGACGAGUUAGUGACCUGGGACAGUUUAUCAGAGAAUCUGAACCAGAGCCUGAUGUCAAAAAAUCAAAAGGGUCCAUGUUUUCACAAGCAAUGAAGAAAUGGGUUCAAGGAAACACAGAUGAGGCUCAAGAAGAGAUGGCUUGGAGGAUAGCGAAGAUGAUAGUCAAUGACGUUAUGCAGCAGGCGCAAUGUGAACAGCCUUCAGAGAAGGUUACGAAGCUAUGAUUUUAGAAAUGCCAGAACAGGAAAUCUGGUUUUCCGCUUUGAGAAUGAGUGAACUUUCCCUUUUGGUGGAUUCUUUAACACAGCCAAUAAAAACAAAGCACUGUUACUCCAACCACCGAAAUCUCCCUCGUUUAUAAGGAAGAAUUAAAAAGAAGCAAUCCUGUACCUCCACUGUAGAGCGUGAAGAAACACUUUCUCCUGUCGUAUGUGGCAUUCACAAUAAUGAUGGCUUUUAAAGAGAUGAAGAUGUGGUUUACGAAUGUGUCACUGAGAAACUGUGAUCGACUUCACAAAUACUUGACCCUGUCAAAAAGACUUUUAAGCAAAAUAUCUGGAAUGGGGCACAAGCCACAACAAAGAGGGGAAGGUUUUGCUGUAGUUUCUAGUUCUACUACUUGUAAUUUUUAAAUACAUAAUUGGAAAGGCCAUGGGGCACAUCCCUGACAUUGGCCAUUGGAGAAGUGAACCUGAAAUGGUGAAUUCAUUGGCGGUGAAUGACCUAAAAAGUUCUAAGUUUUAUUUUUCCUUACUUGAAAUAGAUGCAUAUUCAACUGUAAGAUAAAUGUAUUUUACUUCAUAACUACAUUAACUCCGAAGGCAGCGUAGAAUGAUCAGGAGCGAAGCCUGGACAGUGUAACUCUUGUUGAGCUCUUACACCUGCACACACAAUCCCCUGCUUCCAACAGGGAGCAGACUCAGAAGUGAUCUUGCACUUGUGCAACCCUCUGCUCCUGGGCCACGGCUCCGCAGCCCAUGUUUUGAGGAGAUCGUACCCUGUAGACUGCUCCAUUUUCUUUCCUCGCCAUCCCAUGAGCAAGGCAAAAAGUAAUUGCUGCCAUUCUCCAUAGCUUGUUGUCCUCCCAACAACAUAGUAUCUAAUUCCAGAUGUUUGGUUUACAAAGAAAAACAGUUUUUAAUGACCUCUGGCCUUCUCCCUGACAUUGUCAACACUUGCAACUUGCAAAACCUUUAGUUCAAGUAAAAAAGCCACCAUGUUACACAGCACCUCUAUUUUAUUUUUUUUUUUCCAGGGAAUUGAUUUUGCAGGGUAUCAAAAGUACUCAGUGUCUCACCGUUAUGUUAUUGCUGCAUUUUUAGUAUACAACACUUCCACUUUGGGUUUUUUGUUUUACUCUUAUGAUUGCUUUUUUUUUUCCUCAAACUUGUGCAAAAAAAAUCACUUUGUGAAGAACUCAAAUCAUCUCCAAUGUUUGGAAUAUCUUGAUUGACUUAGCAAGCGUUAUUCUGUUGCAAUAUUCGAUUGUCUAGAGAUACACUGUAUUGUCUAUAAAAAAGCAAAAAAGGCUGUGUAUAGGUUUUUGGUACUAUGUACCACCUCUUAUUUCUCUCAUGCCCAAGUAUUCAUGUACUUAAAACA
Molecule: messenger RNA, 6869 nt
Organism: Egretta garzetta (little egret)
Lineage: Eukaryota; Metazoa; Chordata; Aves; Pelecaniformes; Ardeidae
Gene: AKAP10
Product: A-kinase anchoring protein 10
Exons: 14
Coding region: 3743-5491 (582 amino acids)
Biological process (GO): intracellular protein localization
Cellular component (GO): plasma membrane
Molecular function (GO): protein kinase A binding
Source: RefSeq, a predicted model, not a curated record